ACAGAGUGUCGAUUACUUCCUGGUUGGAAUCACGUGGUCUGUGCCCUCUGCAGCCAUUGACAGACAUGUCUAGAAAUAGCAGAAUAGUGCUCAUUUUCGGGGGUUUUAUCACUGCAGUGGCAGCAGCUUUUUACCCUAUAUAUUUUUACCCUAUGAAGCACAUAGAUGAAUACAAGAAAGAACAAGCUGUAAAUCGGGCUGAUGUGGUUCAGGAAGACGUGCAGCCAGUAGGUCUGAAAGUAUGGUCUGACCCAUUCGCAGGAAGUAAAAAGUAAUCUGCGUUACAUAAAGACAAAUCCUUUCCUCUAAAUGCUAAAUUAUGGAAAAUCCUUUUAUUUUGUCUGCUUUUGUACAAAAUAUAAAUAAAACAAGCACUUUGGUUUAUUU
Molecule: messenger RNA, 387 nt
Organism: Pelobates fuscus (common spadefoot toad)
Lineage: Eukaryota; Metazoa; Chordata; Amphibia; Anura; Pelobatidae
Gene: SMIM20
Product: small integral membrane protein 20
Exons: 3
Coding region: 66-275 (69 amino acids)
Biological process (GO): mitochondrial respiratory chain complex IV assembly
Cellular component (GO): mitochondrial inner membrane
Source: RefSeq, a predicted model, not a curated record